UGUGGACAUUAGCUUCAACAAACAGUUGUUGGACUUGAGUAAGCUGACGUUAGGAGAGACAACAUAAUCUUUACGUUUGAGAUACUUGAGGAACAUAUUAUAAGAAGCGGUAUUUCUUUGUUUUUAAAUAAUCAAGCAAGAGAUUGUUGCUCGACAAUGAAAAUAUUUGAUCACGAAUGAAACAAGGUCCGGAUGACGCCUGUUUUUUUCCUUGGCUAGUCGGAUGGUUGUGAUGCGAAGUGUUCACCGCAAACGACAGAUUCGGAAACUACUUUUCUUAAAAUAGAAUGAUUGACUCCGGAAAACACAUACUUUGGGUAAACAGAAAGGUGCAUGCAAUAACAGUGGCCUAGAUGUCAUUGUUGAGCAACUAUUUUAGCUAGCUAGCUUGUUUCAUGCAAAUGAAAUGGUAUCGGCUUGUGCUAGCUAGUUCACUUUUGCUAACGUAAUGGAGGCACCGUAAACGACUUGUACAGUUUUAGCUAGCUAUCAAGGUAGCUGGUCCCCUUAACUAGCUAUAUUUUCACAUCCACCUUUAAGUGGUGUUGAUCUGACAAAGAAACGUUAUUAGACUUUAAUUAAACACAUGCAUCUAUGCACUUUAUCGAUAGCUAUCUUGGUAAGCUAGUGUUACGUUAACUAGCUAGCCCAACAAGUAGCUAGCCGAUAGUAUUAUUGGAUUGAGAGACCUAGCCAUCGUUAGCUGGAGACUAACAUAACACAACACAUUGUUUAUUGGUUAGGAUAAUGUGUUUGUCAAAAUCAUUGAGGGGACUAUUGCCUUCAUAUACAGUUCUGAUCAUUUGACAUAUAUUUAGCUACCAUUCAAGUUCUCGAACAGGUGAUUGCUGUUACAUUUGUUUGAGUGUUUUUUUGUCCAUCUCAGGCUAUACAUAUUCCAAAAUGCAGGCAUAGUUUAUCAUCAAACCAACUUGCUUGGACGUUUUCAGUAACAUGCGAAAUUAUAUCUUGAAAUAGUUGUUUGUCUCUGUCUGAGCACAUCAGCAUUUUUGUCAGGAAUCAGGUUAAUACUCAAUUUUGCACAUUAUCAAAACAAAGUUCUAAGCAUUUAAAACAUUUAUAUUCGGAUUUGAAAAAUGAAAGACGCCCAUCGCAUUCAACGGCUAGACUGAACUCAAGGAAAAAAUCGGAACAUAUUUAGGGUUAGUUCUUGAAUCCCGGGAAAUUGAUAGAUUUUUAAUACAGUAAACUGACCACCAUCUUCCUUGAAAUGAAAAUAUGAAUAUCGAGGAUCAAGUUCUAGAUUUGUGCAAUGUUAAAACUAAGAAUAAUGUCGUUGACAAUGUCACCAAUAACUCGGACGAGAUUAUUCCCCGCAUCUCGGAAUUGAUGGAUGGAGACUUGGGUAAACAAGUCAUUGGCACGGAGGCCGCGGACACUUCUCUUGGCAGGCUCACUGACAACCCGCGGGGAGGAGAGGACAACCACCGGUCAAUCGAGACUUUUGAAAUCGACGAAGUAAAUGGAAAUAAGAACAACAGUGUCCCAGAUAGCCGUGCAAUAGUCAGUUCGGUUUUGGAUAUUUCCACUGACGACCAACCGUCGGUCCCCGCGUUUGCUUUUGGGGAAGGGGACUAUGGUGGGGAUAUGGACAUUGGUGUAGACCUAAGCCUGGAUGAAAGUGGCAUGUUAGAAUCGGAACCUGUAGUCCAGAGGCUGUCCCUAGCAGAGGAACCACCUUUCAGCAGUACCAAUUCAGAUUCAUCAACCCCUGGAGUUGUGACGGACAAGCAACCGGAGAAACCCUCUGAGCAGGACUCCUCACCUGUCUCUGCCGGAGAAGAGUCCCUUACUCCAGCUCCAGAUGAGGAGGAUGAUAAACACAAGCAUGGCAAGCGGGUGACUUUCCCAUCUGAUGAGGAUAUUGUCUCUGGAGCAGUGGAGCCCAAGGACCCUUGGAGACAUGCCCAGAAUGUGACUGUGGAUGAGAUCAUAACGGCAUACCGACAGGCCUGCGUGAAGCUCAACUGUAAACCCAUCCCCAAGGUUCUCAAACAGAUGCAGGAGUUGAAAGACCUGACUCAACGAAAUGAAUGCCUGGACCUUAAGGGUGAGAAACUGGACUACAAAGCGUGUGAGUCUCUGGAGGAGGUGUUCAAGAGGGUCCAGUUUAAAGUCGUGGACCUGGAGCAGACUAACCUGGAUGAAGAUGGCGCGUCGGCUCUCUUCGACAUGAUUGAGUACUAUGAAUCUGCCACACACCUCAACAUCUCCUUCAACAAGCACAUCGGCACCCGAGGCUGGCAAUCCGCGGCCCACAUGAUGCGGAAGACGAGCUCUCUGCAGUACCUGGAUGCCCGCCACACACCCCUGCUGGACCACUCUGCCCCGUUCGUGGCGCGGGCGCUCCGCAUCAGCGGCAGCCUGGCGGUGCUGCACCUGGAGAACGCAGGGUUGUCCGGACGGCCACUGAUGCUGCUGGCUACGGCCCUGAAGAUGAACAUGAACCUGCGGGAGCUGUACUUGGCUGACAACAAGCUGAACGGCCUGCAGGACUCGGCGCAGCUGGGAAACCUGCUCAAGUUCAACUACAACAUCCAGAUCCUGGACCUCCGCAACAAUCACAUCAUGGACUCCGGUCUGGCCUACGUCUGUGAAGGUCUGAAGGAGCAGAGGAAAGGCCUGGUCACUCUGGUGCUCUGGAACAACCAGCUGUCUCACAACGGCAUGGGCUACCUGGCGGCAGCUCUGCCCUGCACCCAGAGUCUGGAGACCCUGAAUCUGGGCCAUAACUCUGUGGGGAAUGAGGGGGUCCAUAAACUGAAGGAUGGUCUGAUCACCAACCGCUCAGUGCUUAGGCUGGGCUUGGCCUCAACCAAACUCUCAUGCGAGGGUGCCGUGGCUGUGGCGGAGUUCAUCGCUGAGAGCCCUAGGCUACUGCGUCUGGACCUGAGGGAGAACGAGAUCAAGACGGGGGGCCUCAUGGCCCUCUCCCUGGCCCUUAAAGUCAACACGUCCCUCCUCCGCCUGGACCUGGACCGAGAGCCCAAGAAAGAGACCGUGAAGAGCUUCAUCGACACACAACGCGCCCUGCUGGCGGAGAUCCAGAACGGCUGCAAGCAGAACUUCAUCCUGGCCAAGGAGAAGGAGGAGACGGAGCAGAUGAUGCGCCAGUCGGCGUCCAUGGCCGAGAUCGCCACCGAGGACGAGGCCGCGGAGGAGGAGGAGGAGGAGGAGGGAGCGGCUUCUGGAAAGCAGGUUGAAAAAGUGCGGAAAGACAGUGAUUGUGACCAAGAGGGAGGAGUGAAAGGCACCGAGGGCCAGACUGACAGCCAAUCAUCCGCGAGCUGUGUUGGAGGGGCAUCGUCUUUACCCUUGGAGUCGGACUCCGACACGGAGGAUGAGGAGGAUCGGGUGGAUCUCCCUGUAGCUCCCUCCACCUCCUCUGCCCCCAAACUCACUGGUCCUUCAGUCCGGGCUGUGACUACCCAGCAUCCUCUCAGUGCCUCACACAUACCCCCCUCUCCCUCGGCCCCGCCCUCUCCGGGGGCUGUCAUUUCAGGGAUCACCGUCUCCACAGGGGCGCCCGGUACCCCCCCCCUGCCGGGCCGCUGUAUCUCGGUGUCGAGCCCUGGGCGGGGCCACAAGAUCUUCAUGGUCACCAGGGUGGAGAGUCCCCCUGACCAGCAGCAGAUCCUUGGGAACACUGGCACGGCGCUGUCCCACGCCCCCCAGGUGCCGGUGGUGUCACUGUUGAGGGAGACCCCCCAGCCUCCCUCACACCCCCUGCAGGAGGAGGUACGAAUAGCGCCGACCACGCCCGCAACUCGUGACGAACCCCGGACAACAGACCGCAACGGGACGGGGCGGAGUCCCGCUCCACCUUCUCAACUCCUCUCACAGCCCCACCCGGAGAGUCCCAGUAGCCCGCCCGAGACCCUGGCCCCCCUCCCAAACCCGCCCACGGUGGAGCUAGUGCACAGUGCCCCAGAGACUAAACAGUCUGUGCUAACAGAGCAGAGCCCGGUCACUGCAGCCCUGUCCCCAAACGCACCAAUAGGAGUAGGGCCGACACAACCCCUAGCACCCCCCUGCCAGAUGGAGGAGGUGACUGCCGAAGCACAGUGCCUACAGUCUCCUGGGGAGCAACAGUCCACCAAAGACGUGGCGGAAAGGGAGGAGUCGGGAAAGGGUUUGGAAACAGAGGAGUGUCCGGGUCCACCGGCAGAAUCUCCAACCACCACAGAGGAAGAUGGAACACAGUCAGAACAGCUUCCACAGCAGCAACCAAGUCAGAAACGGGCUAGCGGGGUCGCGCCGCAGCCGCUAAUGCCUCCGCUAGCUACGCAAAUUAGCACCACGCUCCCGGCAGCAGUGCUCCCGUCACAGCCUGACUCUGAGCUUCUGUCCCCACACCAGGAGCUGUCAGACCCCCAGACACAGCAGCAGGUGGCGCCAGUGAGUCAGUCAGAUCAGGGAGUCCUGGAGAGUGUAGCAGUGGGACAGGACGGCGAGCGGGGUCGCGAGGACCAAACAGCACCUAUGUCAGCUUGCUUGGAGCAGCGACCAGAACAGGAACUAUAUCUGUCUGAGGAGAAUCAGCAGAAUCCAGCAGAGCAGGCUCUUCCUGUGAUAUUGGAACAGCAGCCAGAAAAGAGGCCACACAAUCUGGUUCCAGGCGACCGGCAACAAGGGGGCCAAUCGCAGACCGCCCGCCCCACAGAGCCUUCACCGGUUACUGACCAAACAGACAUUUUCCUGGAGGAGGAGGGCCAGAACUCCCCUUCCGAGACCAAGGAGUCCCCGGACGAGAGCUCCACGGAUGAGGGGGACAGCGUAGAGGAUGAGGUGGAGGUGGUGGGAUCGGCCCUGCCCAACGGCUUGAAGCCAGAGUUUGCCCUUCACUUGCUGGAACCCCAGGGCCCCAAGUCAGGGAGCUGUGUGAUGGAGCAUGUGACUGCAGAGCUGAGCUGUGAGCAGGACCUGGAAGAGCUGUUGCUGGAGGCCAGCCUAGAGACGGGGAGAGAUGCCCCAUAAAGCUGUUAUGUGGCUCUGUGGGGAACACAGGAUUCCUAAUGUCUGUGUCUUGGUGACUCGACUUGUUGCUCCUACAAUCUUUUGUUGUUGUCGCUCCCACGAACUCGCCACCACCGCCUCUCCAGGAAGAAUGAAGACCUGUUAGAAUCGAAACACCUAGAAAUCAAGAAAAAUCAACAAAAAAAGACCAAGACAUUUUAGAAAAAGACAGAAAGCUAUUGUCAUUGAACUUCAUCAGAGCAUAUAUGGAAUUCACUACUACUUCAAACAAAACAUCCACACAACACACACAACACUAUAUUGUAAACAGCGUUAAACACAGAUGAAUGGAAAUUCACUCUAUCCUUUUGCCUAUCACUACAUUCCAUCAAUCAGGAAACCACUCUCACACAGGCACCAAGAAGUUAUAGAAGGGGGGCGGAGACAAACUAGAGAGGAGGAGGAGGGGUUAAUUACUUAUCCAACCAAAGACACAGGACAAGCCCCACCCCUGGCUCCUCCCCCCAUGUGUUCUUGUUAGUGUCUUGUGCGUGCAUACAUGGGCACACAACCUUACUACUGCCCCCUGGUGGAGGAAAGAAUGAACAGCUUUGUGUGACUGUUGGACCCGGAAAAGUGGACCCUCUGCUUGCAUUUACUGUGUGCAGAACACUUCUUUGGCAACGACAGUUGGUCACAGAGGGUUUUAUAACCAAGGAAUGUGUCCCAGGGGAAGGCAUUUGUUUUGUGUGUAUUUUGUGUGUUGCAGUUCUAUCUGUCCCCCCCACCUCUUAAGGCAUCUCUGCCAAAGUGACCGCUUUCUUUUCUGUUCUGUUCACUUUGGCUCCCUCAGGAAUCUCCAGCGACGCUCUGGGACACCCACCACCAUCUGUUAUCUGCCAAAAAAACACUCUGUCCCAAAUCAUUUUGGGUUUCCUUUGAGAAUCAGAUAGCGGAGUUACUCUAAUCUCAAGCCUUCUGGAAACCUUGGUGAAUGUUGGCUAUCAAAAAGUCUGCCUUGGCGGAAUAAUGCCGUUCAUUUCAGAGAAAGUCAACCCAUUUUCUUUUCUUAAUUUUUUUGCCACCGGACAGUUUUAUCACAGACAUAUUCCAGAUGGAAUUACCCGUUUGUCCUAUCAGUGAUUAAAUGUAGUGUGAAACUCAAUAGGAGUAUAAAGAAAAAGCGGUUCUGUUUUUGUCUUUUUCCUCUUUCAGGUCCUUCCUCUUUCUUUCACUCUUCCACUGGUACAAUACUGUGCCAUGUUUCUUUCCAGCUUUAUGCCUUUGACUAGGUAGAAUUUCAUUCUCUGUUUUGCUGCUUUGAGAAAUCACUUGUUUGUAUUUAUUUUAUAGUUAUAUGAGCCUUACUUUGUGUGAUUUAUUUCCCCCUUCCCCUCUUUUUGUUUUCCUUCAUGGGGUUUGCUUUUAAAGAUUUCCCCCCUUUGGUGUAUAUUUCUGAUUCAAAUUAGAGCAAUUAUUAAGUUUAAGUUUUUUUUUUUUUUUUUUUUGUGGGGUCGGGAUAUGGGGUUAAUAAAACUGACGGGUGAAGGGGUGGACCUUUACGGCGAAUGGGAGGGGUAGAGUGCAGUUCUAAGAAAUAAAAGGAUGUUUUCCUUAGGAGAGGCAAUGUGAGUGGUGGUUUACACACUGACUGAAAGAAUGUCCAGUGUGGACCUCCGAUUUAAAACACUACACUGCUAUGUUAGGCUAUGGCCACCUGGGGGCGCUGUGGGCAGUAGGUGUUUUCAUUUCUACAUAAGGUGGGUGUUGUGAAAAUGGGACAAUUAGCAAAAUGGGACAUUUAAGCUUUUUAACAGAGAUCUUUGCACAUGUCCCAUUUUAACAAUAGUUUAAAAAUCCUAUUUGUGCCCUACUCAUCCUCGUUAUGUUAUUCAACAACAGCUACCGCUAAUAACUCUCUUCAGCCAGGCCGGACAUUGAUGUGAACACACAUCAGUGUGUCAAAGUUUUGGGUGGACAGCGGUUCCCUCGGUGGUUCCAUCUGGUUCCACACCAACACACAAGGUUUCAUGUGGGGCUGAAUGCUAUGAACCACUGGGCCAGCUUCCUGUGGUCCAAGUCAACCAGAACUGGUACCUAGAUUUCUGAAUGAGGCUAAAUAAAGGUGCUUUCUUACAGUCCAAGAUGAGUACAGGUUUGUCUCACCCCAGGAUCACCUGGGGGAUGGUUUUCAAAACGUUAUACACCUGGAUUUUGCCUAUCUAAUGGUAUUAAAUGUAUAGAAAAAUGAUUAAUAGAACAGACUAAUCAUUGAUAUUAAUGCGGACUCCUGUUCUAUUCAUUCAUAUAUCCCUAUCUGAUCGGUAUGACCCGGGUGUUCAAGUUUUGAAAGAAUUCAAUAGGCAUUGGUUGAAUUGAGCUUCUUUGUCUAAAUCCCUGUAUUGGGUCUCCAAGGUCAACCAAUUGUUUUUCAGUCCAAAUCAACAUUGCUGUGCUGCACCCCGCUAUUUGUAAUGCUUUAAUUUUUAGUCUUUUUAAUUUUUGUGUUAAAUUAAUCAAAAUGUGCUGGUAAUCACAGAUGUAUGGCAAUUUUUUUGUUCCUUUCUCUCAAAUAAAUGCAUGUAAUGAC
Molecule: messenger RNA, 7567 nt
Organism: Esox lucius (northern pike)
Lineage: Eukaryota; Metazoa; Chordata; Actinopteri; Esociformes; Esocidae
Gene: ppp1r37
Product: protein phosphatase 1, regulatory subunit 37
Exons: 13
Coding region: 1240-4998 (1252 amino acids)
Molecular function (GO): protein binding
Source: RefSeq, a predicted model, not a curated record